Aedes albopictus (Asian tiger mosquito) is the source of this 5814-nucleotide messenger RNA. RefSeq lists its product as uncharacterized. Gene Ontology annotation, molecular function: nucleic acid binding; zinc ion binding. Lineage: Eukaryota; Metazoa; Arthropoda; Insecta; Diptera; Culicidae. Bases 1 to 5814 code for a protein of 1937 amino acids. The transcript is spliced from 5 exons. Gene Ontology annotation, biological process: DNA integration. The record is from RefSeq and is a predicted model, not a curated record.
AUGGAUGGAAGUCAGGACAAGGAAGGAUUGAAAGGACGAAAUGGCGAGCAAUCCAGUUGUCCCGAUUGCCAACGACCAGAUAGCGCGGAGGAUAUGGUCCAGUGCGACCAUUGCGACGUUUGGAAGCACUUCACUUGCGCCGGAGUAAAUGCAAGCGUCGCCGGCCGAGCAUUUGUGUGUGGCGACUUUUCCGCUCAGCACACCGAUGACGCAAUUACGCUGGUGGAAAGACAGCAAAUGGAGCGUGCCCGUAUGGAACUCGAGCUGCAACGGCGCCUUCUAGAUGAACAACAGAAGCUGAUUGACAAAGCUUUUGGCGAUGAGGAAGAAGAAAACCAUCACGGUGACGGUUUAUCCGGUGGUACCACCAACGAAGUGACUCCACCAGCUCCCAGCAAGCGCCUUGCGACGCCGUCCCCACCCGGUGCACCGCUAGCAUCGUCCGAUCGUCGAUCAAAGGCGCUAUCCGACACUCCCAAGUCGGCUGCUCCAGUUGUGGUAUCGAUUCCACUUACGGCGCUGGAGCCGAACUCAGUGAAGCUUCUGCAAGGCAUGAAAGACCCCCAAGUUGCCCGGCGGGAACUCAGAGCUAGGGUUGAGCUGUGCGAGAAGCGCGCCAAUCCUACGCCCGACGACCUGGUAGACCUACAAGCUCAACUGGAACUGUGCCGGAAAAUUCUGGAAGGGAUCCAGACCAGUACAUCGACCAACGAAUCGGUUCAACGGCCGGACGCGAGCAGCACGAUGAAGUUGCAGCCACCAAAGCCAGCGGCAAGCACGUCGCGCAUGGUGAAGCAGAUCGGUGCAAUUCCGAAAACAAAUCGGUCACUGCUUACGGUUCCCCAGGAAGAUCGGAUGCAGCCUAACAGUCCUUCUCAAGAAGGGGCAGUAGGAGGAGCCAACCGACCGAGCGAUAUUUGGCCUCUGAAGCUGCCGGUAAGCCAAUCUGGCAGACCAUCGGUAAGUCGAGCAUUCGAGUCAUCGAAAAUGCGUGCGAAUCUCUUGGAACCCCCAGGUAAGCGUCAAGCCUUGAGUAAUAUGUUUGAAAAUACCACCCUAUUCGCCUCUGGCGAUUACCCCACGACCAAGUUUCCAACAACCCGAGAGCAGCAGCGUGUUGACCAGCGCCCGGGAGAAAGUUGUCUGCCUCCUACACAUUCCCAUGAGCAGCUGCGAGAUACACUCGCGCACUCGGGCUAUACGACUUUGCCCUACAGACAACCCGAACGCAAUUCAACCGGUAUGCAAACGCGUAAUUGCCCCUCGCGCGUGGUUGAAUCCACUCCGCCCCCUCGUCAGUCAGAUAGCUCCGAACCAAACCAAGUGAUUUCCCAACCAGACCCAUUCCGCCGCACACAACAGCAGCUUGCAGCAAGACAGUCCCUGGCUAAGGAUCUUCCUCGAUUCAGCGGAGACCCAGCUGAAUGGCCGAUCUUCAUCUCGAACUACCACUACACGACGGAAGCUUGUGGCUUUUCGGAUGGAGAAAACAUGCUUCGUCUACAACGGUGCUUGACUGGAUCUGCGCUCGAAACAGUGCGCAGUCGGUUGGUGUUACCAGCAGCGGUACCUCAAGUGAUCGAGACACUUCGCAUGCGGUUUGGGCGACCGGAAUUGCUGAUCAACGCCCUGCUACGUAAGGUGCGGGAGAUUCCUGCUCCAAGGCCCGAUCGGCUCGAAGGCCUUAUCGAUUUCGGAAUGGCGGUGCAGGCUUUGUGCGACCAUAUUGAAGCGGCGAACGAACGCGCUCAUCUAUCGAAUCCGUCGCUUUUGCAGGAGCUCGUGGCGAAGCUUCCCGCUGAUCAACGGAUGAUGUGGGCCGGAUAUAAGCGAGGAUUUCCUCACGCAGAUUUGAAAACCUUCGGGGACUAUAUGUCAUCAGUGGUGCGAGACGCAACUAGCGUAGUCACCUUUGAGCCGGACACGAAACGGAGCGGCGCUCGAGACCGUCCGAGGCAAAAGGGAUUCAUCAACUCCCACGCGACGGAGUCAUCCAGCAGAUCAGGAGAUUCAUCGCGUGAGCCGAAGGAGACACCGAAACAGUUCGAUUGCACUCACUGCAACAAAUGCGGACAUCGAGUUCGCGAUUGCAGUGCUUUCAAGCAGUUAAACGUUGACGACCGCUGGAGACGAGUUCGAUCGUUGGGCUUGUGUCAGAACUGUUUGUUCAGCCACGGACGGCUAACCCUGCAUGGGACUAAAGGCUCGAUCGACACCUUCGCAUUUCUUGACGAAGGGUCCGACCUGACACUGAUAGAGAGUGAUUUGGUUGUUUCGCUUGGGGUGAAAGGCACUCAACUACCGCUUUGCCUACGGUUAACAGGGAAUACAUCACGUGUGGAAAAGGAGUCACAGCAAAUUACAAUCGAAAUCGCCGAAAUUGGACAAGGCAAGCGGCACAAACUUCUGAACGUGAGAACCGUCAAUAGCCUCGGACUACCACGCCAAACCUUCGAGGUUGAAGAUGCGGUUAAGAAGCACAAACAUCUGCAAGGUAUUCCGCUCUCCAGCUACCGCGAUGCAGUGCCCAAGAUCCUCAUUGGUGUAGACAACUUGCGGCUGGCACUGCCUCUGAAAGUGCGAGAAGGGGAUGGGCCAGCACCGGUGGCGGUAAAAACCAGACUUGGCUGGUGCGUAUACAGUCCCCGGGGGAGCAGUAGCCUUGAAUCUCACAGCUUCCAUAUAUGUGAGUGCUCUUGUGACGAAACACUUCACGAGGCGGUGAAAGACUUCUUUGCUAUCGAAGGAGCUGGAGCGGGUCCGACAGCAACCUCGAUGAAGAAGGAAGAUGAACGGUCGCUAACCAUAAUGGAAGCGACAACUCACCGGGUUGGGAAUCGCUUCGAAACGGGACUUAUUUGGAAGGAAGACCAUGUAGAGUUCCCGAACAGCUAUUCCAUGGCAGUGCGUCGGUUGGAAUGCCUUGAACGCAGGAUGGAGCGUGACCCGGGUCUGAAGGAGAAUCUACACAGGCAAAUACAGGAGUACGAAGCGAAAGGAUAUGCACACAAGGCUACAGCAGCGGAAAUGGAAGCAGCGGAUCCAAGGAGAGUGUGGCACCUCCCGGUCGGAGCGGUCAUCAACCCCAAGAAACCGGGGAAAGUCCGCGUCAUCUGGGACGCUGCGGCCAAGGUGGACGGCGUAUCGCUCAACAGUGCACUCCUCAAAGGCCCGGAUCAACUUUCUUCCCUUCCUGCGAUUCUCUUUCGUUUCCGAUUGUACCAGGUGGCGGUCAGCUCGGAUAUACAGGAAAUGUUCCACCAGAUACAAAUCCGAGAAGCCGACAAGAAUUCCCAGCGUUUCUUGUGGCGCAAUAACCCAUCUGAAAAGCCGACGGUAUACCUGAUGGACGUUGCCACAUUUGGUAGCACUUGCUCGCCGGCGUCGGCGCAGUUCGUUAAAAAUCGGAACGCCGAACAACACCGAGAGCUGUAUCCAGAAGCGGUGAAAGCGAUUAUCGACGACCACUACGUGGACGAUUACCUGGCUAGUUUCGGCACGGAAGAAGAAGCAACAAAGGUGGCACGCGAUGUACGACACGUACACGGUAACGGAGGUUUUAAGCUGCACAAUUGGCGGUCCAAUAGCUGCACAGUGCUAGAACGGCCGGGUGAAGUUCCACUGGCAGAGGAAAAGCAGCUGAAACUCGUCGACGGCGUGGCGACGGAAAGAGUGCUCGGAAUGUUAUGGUGUCCUUCCACGGAUGAGCUGAGUUUUUCCACCCAGAUGAGUGAGGAAGUCCAGGCGCUGAUUAAAACGUCCACGCGACCGACAAAGAGGCAGGUACUACGGUGCGUGAUGACGCUGUUUGAUCCAUUAGGGUUGCUCUCACCGUUCCUCAUCCAUGGCAAAGUCCUGAUCCAGGACAUCUGGAGAGAAGGCACUGAAUGGGACGAGCAAGUCAGCGCAGACGUCUUUGCGAAAUGGCGGCGGUGGGUGCAGAUGAUUGAGUACAUUUCCGGGGUGCGCAUCUCAAGAUGUUACUUCCGGCUCGCGAAUCAGAAGACAUACCUUAACUGCGAACUCCACGUGUUUGUCGAUGCGAAUUCCAGAACAGCUUUGGCCUGGAUCAUGGCCGACCCUAGGAACUACCGACAGUUCGUGUCCUAUAGAGUAGCCGAGAUUCUGGAGCACACCACGGCAAGCGAUUGGAGAUGGGCGCCAUCAAAAUCCAACCCAGCAGAUGAAGCUACUAAAUGGGGAAGCGGCCCGUACUUCAACCCCAACAGUAAGUGGUUCCAGGGCCCCGAGCUCUUACGUCUACCGGAGACUGAGUGGCCUCGUCCCAAAGAGCCAGUGACCGCUACUUCAGAGGAAAUACGUGCAUCAAUCCUGCACCAUUGUUCGAUCGAGCCGAUCGCUGCACUCUCCACCAAGGCGUCGAAUGAAACCGGACAGGAGGCCAUUGGGAAGCAGAGCUCCAUCUACCGGCUAAUGCCGAUUCUGGACGAGAACGGCUUGUUGCGCGAGCGCGGACGGAUCGGGGCGGCUGGAGACAUCUGUUAUAGCGUGCGUCAUCCAAUUAUCCUUCCGAGAAAGCACCAGGUCACGGAGCUUCUGGUUUACCGAUACCAUCAGCAAUAUCGUCACGGCAAUGCGGAAACCGUUGUUAACGAGAUCCGCCAGAUGUACAACAUCCCAAGACUGCGUUUGGUAGUGAAGAAAGUAAGCCGUGACUGCCCAUUCUGUAAGAUACGUCGAGCAAGACCAGCGAUUCCACCGAUGGCGCCCCUUCCAGCUGCGCGCCUAGCUCAUCAUGAACGAGCCUUCACCUACACAGGGGUGGACUACUUCGGACCGCUGUUGGUGAAACUUGGAAGAUCCAACGUUAAACGAUGGAUCGCACUGUUCACGUGCCUAACGGUGCGUGCCGUCCAUCUCGAAGUCGCAUAUACGCUGUCUACGGAGUCGUGCAUUUCUUGUGUUCGGCGAUUUGUGGGUCGCCGGGGAUCACCCGCCGAAUUCUUCAGCGACAACGGCACAAAUUUUCAAGGAGCCGAACGAGUACUGCGGCAUCAGAUAAGCCAGGGACUGUCCUCAACGUUCACCAACACCAACACGAAGUGGAACUUCAUUCCACCGGGAGCACCGCAUAUGGGCGGAGCAUGGGAACGCUUGGUACAGUCAGUGAAAGUCGCAAUCGCUGAAGCGUACUCUGAAGGAAAGCUGGACGAUGAGGGGCUGCAAACACUGGUCGUGGAGGCGGAACAUAUGGUGAACUCAAGGCCUCUGACGUAUUUGCCACUCGAGACCGUAGAGGCAGAGGCACUUACGCCCAACCAUUUUUUGUUGUUGAGCUCGUCCGGGGUAAAACAAUACGGCAGAGGAGUUGCAUCUGCAGUGCACAGUCAAUCCAGUGUUCUGAUCCGCCGAGAAAUCCUGGGAAGAUCCUGGGAGCUAAUCCAGCGCCAACUGGACGUUUUUUGGAAGCGCUGGUUGACAGAAUACCUGCCGGUAAUCCGUCGGCAACCGAAAUGGUUUGAUGAAUCCCGACCACUUACAGUAGGGGACCUGGUAAUGGUCGCGGAGCCAACGACGCGCAACGGAUGGGAACGAGGACGAAUCGUCCGCACGAUUCCGAACCCCGAUGGCAGGCAUCGCCAGGCCGUCGUGAAAAUUGAGAACAAGACUCUGUUAAGACCCAUGUCACGGUUGGCGCUGCUGGAUAUACAAAAGGUACGUGAAGUCCCAGAGGAAUCCGGACUACACCCGGGGGAGACUGUCGACGCAGAAAGUGACCAGCUGGCAACCCUGCCGCCAACGGUUUCGGAGGCGCCGCGUUAUGCUUUCAAAGCGCCGCGGCAAUGCGAAUGA